This is a messenger RNA of Nestor notabilis (Kea), 1577 nucleotides long. RefSeq names its product tubby like protein 3 (gene TULP3). The record is from RefSeq and is a predicted model, not a curated record. Lineage: Eukaryota; Metazoa; Chordata; Aves; Psittaciformes; Psittacidae. Gene Ontology annotation, cellular component: cilium. Bases 19 to 1353 code for a protein of 444 amino acids. Gene Ontology annotation, biological process: protein localization to cilium. The transcript is spliced from 10 exons.
AUCUUUGAGGAUGAAAGCAUGAAACUACGACAACUGAAACUAGAGAAUCAGAGAGCUCUUUUAGAGAAGAAGCAGAGGAAGAAACGUCUUGAUCCUUUGAUGGUACAGCCAAAUCCUGAGGCAAAGCUGCAUAGGCCAAAGCCCAAAGGGUGUGAGGAGCAGACUCCUUUAGUAAAAACUCCUACCCCUAUCAACAGUGAUGUUAUUUUACAUGGUAUUGAUGGACCAGCUGCUUUCCUGAAAUCAGAAGUGCAAGAUUUGGGGACCAAGCUCCAAACGUUCUCUGCUGGAUCUUCUAAAACAGAAGACAAUGCGGAUCAGGAAAAUGAUAGAGAGGCCCUAACAGACACAGCAGGCAAGCCAGAUCUGCAAGAAAUCUUACAGAAACGAGGAAUUUCAGGCAGUUUGAAUUUUGAUGAGGAAGAUGCAGAAGAGGAAGAAGCUAGUAAGAGACCAGCUUCUCAUUCACCAUAUCCUGAAACUGAGAGGCCUAGCUCUGCAACCAGUGUGAAAUCUUUCACAGAAACAGGUGCUUCCUGUAGUCCAUCCCCUCCGGCAGAUGCCCAGCUGGGAGAAGUAGAGAACUUGGAGGAUUUUGCACUACAUCCUGCACCUCGUGGUGUUACAGUCAAGUGUCGAAUCACUAGAGACAAGAAGGGAAUGGACCGGGGCCUCUUCCCUACUUAUUACAUGCAUCUGGAAAGGGAUGACAACAGAAAGACAUUCCUUCUUGCAGGGCGAAAACGAAAAAAGAGCAAAACAUCCAAUUACCUUAUAUCAGUUGACCCAACUGAUUUAUCCCGGGAAGGGGAAAGCUUCAUUGGAAAACUCAGGUCAAACCUCAUGGGAACAAAAUUUACAGUCUAUGACCAUGGAGUUAGCCCCGUCAAGGCACAAGGUCUAGUGGAAAAGGCUCAUACAAGACAGGAGCUUGCAGCUAUUUGUUAUGAAACCAAUGUGUUAGGAUUCAAGGGUCCCAGAAAAAUGUCUGUGAUCAUUCCAGGAAUGAAUAUGAAUCAUAAGCGAAUUCCAAUACGUCCACGAAAUGAACAUGAGAGUCUGCUCUCAAAAUGGCAAAACAAAAAUUUGGAGAACCUCAUUGAAUUGCACAACAAGGCUCCAGUUUGGAAUGAUGAUACUCAAUCCUACGUUUUGAACUUCCAUGGGAGAGUCACUCAGGCCUCAGUGAAGAACUUCCAGAUUGUCCAUGACAAUGACCCUGACUACAUUGUGAUGCAGUUUGGUCGUGUAGCAGAAGAUGUAUUCACUCUGGACUAUAAUUAUCCUCUCUGUGCUCUUCAGGCCUUUGCUAUUGGACUCUCCAGUUUUGAUAGUAAAUUGGCCUGUGAAUGAGAGACAACAGGCUUGAAACUCACUCCCAUCCCUGCAUCUUGUUGAAAGAGUUCCAGGUGGAGUAAUGAAAAACACAUUGGGGAUGGAAGGGAACUGGAGGAGAGACUUCUGCAGGUUUAUUAGAAAGCAAAUACCAGGCCUCAGAGCAUUACAGGAGUUGACAUCUUAGGAGACUGUCCCAAGACUGGGCAGUCUCUGCAUGCAUUGUGGAAGAACAAGAAAUA